UCUCCGCCUCCAGGCGCUGCUGUCUUUACUGCUCUCGGGCCUUCUGCUCCUGGGGGAAAAGGCAAAGGGCACUUCCUGGGAAUCUCGAAUUGUGGGGGGCGGGGCUGCCCAGAGGGGGCAGUGGCCGUGGCAGGUGAGCCUCCGGGAGCGUGGCCAGCAUGUGUGUGGGGGCUCCCUCAUCAGCCGUCAAUGGGUACUGACUGCGGCCCACUGUGUGCCCAGCUCCCUGAAUCCCCGGGACCUGCAGAUCCAACUGGGGGAACAGAUCCUCUAUACCAAGCCCCGUUACUCCAUCUUAAUUCCUGUGCGUCACAUAGUGUUGCACCCCCAUUAUGACGGGGAUGCCCUUCAUGGAAAAGACAUGGCAUUGCUGAAGAUCACAAGACCUGUACCUUUCUCCAACUUCAUCCAGCCCAUCACUCUGGCUCCACCUGGGACUCAGGUCCCCCAGAAGACCCUAUGCUGGGUGACUGGCUGGGGGGAUAUCAGGAAAAAUGUGCCCCUGCCUCGGUCCUACCCGCUGCAAGAGGUAGACGUGCGCAUCGUGGACACACAGACAUGCCGCGUCCUCUACGAUCCGGAGCCCAUCGGAGAUGCGAUGCUGUGCGCCGGCCAAGGCCAAGGGCGUAAGAGCUUCUGUGAUGUGAGUCCCCCCAAACCCUCCCCCCCGAAGCUCUGCUCCCAGCUGGGUCUCCUCAUCUCGAGCUCCCCCAGAGCCCAGGACACAAACACCAUUGCUCUAGCCCUGCUGGAGCCCAGAGGACCACAGACCCUAGAAUUCCAAGGGAACAUUGAAAUCACCUAAGCCAAUCCCUCAUUUCUUUGAUGGGCUGUGCAAUGUGGCUGAGAUCAAGAGGGGGGAAGAUUUGUAAAACUAUCAGACCAAAGAAAAGAUAUUACAAGCUGCCAAGAAGAAGCCAGUCAAAUACCACAGAAACACAGUGAGGAUAACACAGGAUCUGGCUGCAUCCACACUGAAGGACCAAAAGGCAUGGAAUAUGAUAUUCCAGAAAGUAAGGGAACUAGGUCUACAACCAAAAAUCAAAUACCCAUCAAAACUGACUACAUUUUUACAGGGGAAAGUAUGGUCAUUCAACACAAUAGAAGAAUUCCAAGCAUUCGUAAAGAAAAGACCGGACCUGAACAGAAAAUGUGAUGUUCAAGCACAGAACUCAAGAGAAUCAUCAAAAGGUAAUUUAAAAAGAGGGGAAAAAGAAAAACAAAACAAAACAACAACAAAAUAAUUUUUUAAGAGACUCAAUAAGUUAAAAUGAUAUGUAUCUCUAUAAGAAAAGAGGUCAUUGGUAACUCCUAAAAACUGUUGCUAUCACCUGGGCAGCUAGAAGAAUUACACUUAGAGGGAACAGUGACAAACUGUAUAGGAUGAAAGGAUAAGACAUAAAUAGGUAUAUAGAUAUAUACAUGCAUAAAUACAUAUGCGUGUGUGUGUAUAUAUAUAUACAUAUGUAUAUAUAUGUAUAUAUGUGUAUAUAUAUACAUAUACAACCAGAGCUAAAAAAAAAGAGGUUAAUCCUAAAAGAAAUGGGAAAAGAAACAAAUGGGGGUAAAUUUAUAUGUCACAAAGAAGCUCAUGGUUCAAGGGGGGAGAACAUCAAUACACUAGAAGGGUAAAGAGGUUGGAGAUAGAAAAUACUCAACUCUUAAUGUGUUUUGAAACUGACCCAAAGAGGGAAGAACAAUCCAAUCCAUUGGGGAAGAGAAUAUAUUUGCACCCUAUAGGGGAGUAGAAGGGUAAAAAACAGACUGGUGGGGAGGGAAGCAGUACAAUGGAGGUAUAGGGAAGGGGGGGAUUUUAAAAAGACUACAGGAGAAACAAGGGGGGGGGAUAAGAAAGGAGGGGGGUUGAAAGGGAAGUAAAAUAAGGGUGGUAAUAGGGGGACUGAUUGUAAACAAACAUUGGUGUAGAAGGAAAUAGCAAAAGAAGAAAAGCCAGGACCAGGAGUAGAAAUCAAAAUACUGGGAAAUACACAGCUAGUAAUCAUAACUCUGAAUGUGAAUGGAAUGAACUCACCCAUAAAAUGCAAGCGAAUAACAGAGUGUAUUAGGAUCCAAAACCCUACCAUAUGCUGUCUGCAAGAAACACACAUGAGGAAGGUAGAUAUGCAUAGGGUGAAAGUAUGAGGAUAGAGCCAAAUCUAUUGGGCAUCGACUGAUAAAAAGAAGGCAGGAAUAGCAAUCAUGAUAUCUGACAAAGCCAAAGUAAAAAUAAAUCUAGUUAAAAGAGAUAGGGAAGGUAAUUACAUCCUGAUAAAAGGCAGUAUAGACAACGAGGAAAUAUCUGUACUCAACAUGUAUGCACCAAAUGUCAGAGCAUCCAAAUUUCUAAAAGAGAAACUAGAGGAGCUCAAGGAUGAACUAGAUAGAAAAACUAUACUAGUGGGAGAUAUGAGCCUUCCUCUAUCCAAACUAGAUAAAUCAAACCAAAAAAUAAAUAAGAAAGAGGUGAGAGAAGUGAAUGAAAUCUUAGAAAAAUUAGAGUUAGUAGACAUGUGGAGAAAAAUAAAUAGAGACAAAAAGGAAUACACCUUCUUUUCAGCAGCACAUAGUACCUUCACAAAAAUUGACAAUGUAUUAGGGCACAAAAACAUUGCAAACAAGUGCAAAAGGGCAGAAAUUAUAAAUGCAACCUUCUCAGACCACAAUGCAAUGAAAAUAAUGAUUAGUAAGGGUACAUGGAGAGAUAAAUCAAAAAUUAAAUGGAAAUUAAACAAUAUGAUUCUCCAAAACCGGUUAAAGAACAAAUAGUAGAAACAAUUAAUAACUUCAUUGAAGAAAAUGACAAUGGUGAGACAUCCUUUCAAAACCUAUGGGAUGCAACCAAAGCAGUCCUCAGGGGGAAAUUUAUAUUCUUGAGUUCAUAUAUAAACGAAUUAAGAAGGGCAGAGGUCAGUGAAUUGGGCAUGCAAAUUAAAAACCUAGAAACUGAACAAAUUAAAAAUCCUCAGAUGAAGACUAAAUUAGAGAUCCUAAAAAUCAAAGGAGAAAUCAAUAAAAUUGAAAGUCAAAGAACUAUUGAUUUAAUAAAUAAGACUAGAAGCUGGUACUUUGAAAAAACAAAUAAAAUAAACAAAGGACUAGUCAGUUUAAUUUUAAAAAAGGAAAGAAAAAACCAAAUUGACAGUAUCCAAGAUGAAAAGGGGGACCUCACCUCUAAUGAAGAGGAAAUUAAGGCAAUCAUGAAAAACUACUAUGCCCAAUUAUAUGGCAACAAAUAUGGCAAUCUAGGUGAUAUGGAUGAAUACUUGCAAAAAUAUAAAUUGCCUAGACUAAAAGAAGAAGAAAUAAAUUACCUAAACAACCCCAUAUCAGAAAAAGAAAUUGAACAAAUCACCAAAGAAUUCCCUAAGAAAAAACCACAGGACCUGAUGGAUUCACAAAUGAAUUCUAUCAAACAUUCAAAGAACAACUAAUCCCAAUAUUAUACAAACUAUUUGACAGAAUAAGCCAAGAAGGGGUUCUACCAAAUUCUUUUUACGACACAAACAUGGUACUGAUUCCAAAGCCAGGCAGGUUAAAAACAGAGAAAGAAAACUAUAGGCCAAUCUCCCUAAUGAAUAUAGAUGCAAAAAAUCUUAAGGAUACUAGCAAAAAGACUCCAGCAAGUCAUUACAAGGGUUAUCUACUAUGAUCAGGUAGGAUUCAUACCAGUAAUGCAAGGAUGGUUCAAUAUUAGAAAAACCAUCCACAUAAUUGAUGAUAUUAACAAGCAAACCAACAAAAUCACAUGAUUAUCUCAAUAGAUGCAGAAAAAGCCUUUGAUAAAAUACAACACCCAUUCCUAUUUAAAACACUAGAAAGUAUAGGAAUAGAAGGGCCUUUCCUAAAAAUAAUAAACAGUAUAUAUCUAAAACCAUCAGGGAGGGAAAAAAAUGAUCUUUGUUUCCAAUGAAUAAUGUAUGAAAAUUACCAAAUGAAAUAAUGUUUAGAAACUAAAAAAUUAAAAAUUAAAAAAAAUAAAGGGUCAAAAAAAACCCUACGGGUAGGGUAGGUGCAGGUUUAGGAGUCAGAACUCCUUAACUAGGAAUCUGGAUUCUCUUACAAAUUCACUGUCAUGACAGAGUCUUUCUUUCCUUGAGCCACUGUAUUCUCCUCUAUUAAGUGGAGUAGCAGUUCUUACCCUAGAAUCUCCUUUAGAAUGGUAAAUUAUCCUAGAGAUCUGUCCCCCCAAGUCAAACACAGUCAUUUCCAAGGAAUACUAAUGUCUGUCCCCAAGAUAACCAACCUCAAAGAACAGCAUCUGUUCUAGGAGGAAAAGCUUCCAGCCUUGAUGAACUUUGCCAACUAUUUCAUUUGUAAGGAAAAUCCAUGGGAAAUCCUUCCAUUUAAAUGAAACUUCCUCUUUCCUUAUGCUUUGAUUUAUACAAAGAAUGCCACAGAUCUUAGAUUUCAGGUUGGAAGGUCACUGAGAGAACACCUAGAACAACACUGUUAUUGUAUAGAUAAAUUAGUAAGCCAAGAGAAGCUAAGCGAUUUGCCCAAAGUCAUGAAGUAACUCAUUAGAGAGGCGAGAUCCUAUGCCAAGUCUUCUGAAUGGAAAUCCACGCCUUUCCAUUUGACCACAUGAAAUGGAUGAUUCCAUUUCACAAGAAGCUGCCAGGAACGUGAGAAUAAGACAAGGAUUUGAAAGUGUAAGUAACAACAGCACAGUUAAAUUUUAUAGGCAGUCUUUUCAUCUAUGUGAGUCAUAGCAUUCUGCACAUACAUCCUCUUCCAUCUUUGUACCAUCACCACUGCAGAAGCAAAAGGAACAAAGGACCAUUUUCUGAGGCAGGAUCAAAUAAUUCAUGACCAAGGGACCAGCCACUGGUGAGAAGCCUCUCUAUAGAGAGACAGACUAGUUCUCUGAAAGGAAACUCAACCAAAAACACACUGAAAGUCUUUCUUGAGAGGGAAAAUCUGUAUGUGUUCCUGCUGCCCUUGGCAGAGCAUUCCAGAAGUCAAGGUCACAUCUGGGCCACAAUGAGGCAUUGCCAGAGGGUUUCUGGAACUCCACUUCUAUCACUGUAAAAUCAUUCAGUUAAGAAAACAUCCUUUCUACCAAUCCAAAGAAAAGGAGAAAGCAUCAGAAAUAAAGGGAGGCUUCCAAUUACUUCAUAAUCAGCACAUUUCUGCAAAUUGGACUCUGGCCAAGCUGAGAGCAUUUAGCAUAGAGUUCUCCUUAGUAGAGAGUAUUAGUAGAGAGAAUAUUUUUAGAAUGCUGAAUGAGAAGAGUUCUUCGUAUGAGAACUUGAGAGGCAUGCUUAUUUUUCUAAGCAUGAACUUUUAAAUGCUCUUCAGCUCCAACUCCAGCCAUAUGAAAAGAGAGAGACAGACUUUAGAACUGCAGUCGCAGAGAGGAAGCCAAAUCCUCAACGUAUACAUAAUUAACAUUUUACCUUAUUAAACAACUCAAAAAAUGUUCCUGAUAGAAAGAUUAGGGCCUCACUUGGGUUAAGCAAAUAUACAGCUCACUUGCAUCUACGGAAUUCUGUGGAUUUUUCUUGGAUAUUCUGAUCUAUAUAACUUCUCCGAUUCCUGUGUGCUUCACUUGAAUAAGUGGGUUUCCUCACUAUUUGGUAUCUGAAGGUCUUUUUUAUGUCUACCAUACAAUGAGGAAAGCUAAGCCUAGAGGUAUACGCUUGGGAAAAUCUGCCUCCAAUAAUGAAUAUUGACAAAGGAAGCAGCUUUUGGUUCUGCACCUAUUGUCCCCCUGUGCCAGAAAUAUCAUGUAAGGUGGAUAGAUGUAAUACUAGUCUCGCACCCCACAUAGAGCUUCAAGAAAAGAGCACUAACAGCCCAUCCUCUCCAGGGGCUCUAGUGCUUACCUAACCCUCCCCUCAGCUAUUGGGUUGCCUCCUUUCCACUCCUCAGGCUUUGGCCCAGACAUCAGAUCAAAUCUAGUCAUUCCUCCUUGAGAGACAAGCAUUCAUACAGUUGGACAAUUCAUGGAUAUACUCAUUUUUAAAACAACUUUCAUUCAAUUACAAUAAAGACUGACAUUUCGAC
Monodelphis domestica (gray short-tailed opossum) is the source of this 6006-nucleotide messenger RNA. Its product is annotated as serine protease 33-like. Gene Ontology annotation, molecular function: serine-type endopeptidase activity. NCBI's taxonomy places the organism in Eukaryota, Metazoa, Chordata, Mammalia, Didelphimorphia, Didelphidae. The record is from RefSeq and is a predicted model, not a curated record. Gene Ontology annotation, biological process: proteolysis.